Messenger RNA from Aspergillus ibericus CBS 121593, 1035 nucleotides. RefSeq lists its product as uncharacterized. The record is from RefSeq and is a predicted model, not a curated record. Bases 1 to 1035 code for a protein of 344 amino acids. The transcript has 3 exons. NCBI's taxonomy places the organism in Eukaryota, Fungi, Ascomycota, Eurotiomycetes, Eurotiales, Aspergillaceae.
AUGGCUCCUAUCGCUACCAUACCCUCCACUGCAGCACCCAUGGUGGUUGGGCCUGCUACGAAGAAGGCCACUAGGCCAACCAAUGAUCUCCCCCAGUCACUAAUUGAUGGGGCUUGGGUUUUGGAGAAAGAGACUUUUGACGCUCAGAAGCAUCUGAGCUUCCAACCCCCAAGCAAGAUCCAUACUAUGAAGGAGAUUGGGUAUGAAGGAUAUGGUAUCUCACCUAAUGCUGUCUCUGAACCCUUUCCUCUCUUCAACGAGGCAGCCAUCAAACAAAUGAGGGCGGAGAUCUUCAGCAAGCCGGUUCUUGAAAAGUGCCAGUACUCCUCGACUUUCAACAAGAACAUGAUUCGAGGCAUGGGCCCUACCCUAGCCCCAUUUGUCUACGAUGCCUGGAAGUCGCCCGAAGUCAUCGCCAGAGUCUCAGAAGUCGCCGGAGUGGACCUAGUCCCGUCUAUUGAUUUUGAGAUUGCCAACAUCAACAUCUCAAUCAAUGAUCCGAGCACGGAACCCACCCAAACAUGUGACAAUCGACAAGAAGACGAACUCUCUGCUGUCGCAUGGCACUACGACAGCUUUCCUUUUGUCUGCGUGACCAUGCUCUCCGACUGCUCCGACAUGGUCGGCGGAGAGACCGCAUUAAGAACCGCCACGGGAGAGAUCAUGAAAGCUCGCGGACCGGCAAUGGGCACCGCCGUGGUCAUGCAAGGGCGAUAUAUCGAACAUCAAGCGCUGAAGGCACUCGGAGGCCGAGAGCGAAUCAGCAUGGUCACCUGCUUCCGACCAAAGUCUCCCUUCAUGAAAGACGAAACCGUCCUCACUGGUGUCCGCGGAAUCAGCGACCUAUCCGAACUCUACACCCAAUACACCAUUUACCGACUUGAAAUCCUGGAAGAACGGCUUCGCGCUCGAUUGAAAACCGAACGGCAGCGUGAACUGGCGAAGCGCCCGUACGACAUUGGGGAAGCAAGAAGCUUCCUGACCGAGCAAAAACAAUUCCUGGAAUCUAUGCUUGCCGAGAUUAUCGAGGUGUGA